Molecule: messenger RNA, 2046 nt
Organism: Coccomyxa subellipsoidea C-169
Lineage: Eukaryota; Viridiplantae; Chlorophyta; Trebouxiophyceae; Coccomyxaceae
Exons: 5
Coding region: 1-2046 (681 amino acids)
Source: RefSeq, a predicted model, not a curated record
AUGCCGAGGUGCACUCGGAGCCUGGCUCGGCUGCACCCCGCUGGUGCCUACGAUGGUCACGAAGCUGGAUUGCUGGGCUCAUUUUGGCAGAGUUUGUCCUUGCCGCAGCGACGAGAGCUCUUGCGAGUGGACAAAAAGACCUUGUUCCAGACGAUCAGGGCGCAGUACUGCAGCAGAUGCUUUGGUCUGUUUGUGCUGCGUUUUGAGGAAUUGCGGGGAGCUGCGCCCGUAGAAUGUCAAGCCUGUGCAACGUUCUAUGUGGGUCUGGUGGUGGAGAACGGACAGACGCUCACCCUGGAGGAGAGCAUCCUUGAGGACCAGCCCUUCAGGAACUUUGCAGACGCCAAGGCGAGGGAGCGGGAACGAGAGCUGCAGUUUAUGAGUGGAGGGAUUUGCGGGAAUGGCUGGACUCGGACACCUGGCAACACAAUGUGCAACCUGCACACUUCCAGCGUGCCAAUAGAGGCGCUGCUGGAGUACUGGUCAGGGCUGCCAGAGGAGCACCACACAGCGCUGUUCCAGUUGCGGGAGGAGGACUUUGCGGCGGAGCUGGACGCGCAUCUCAAGUACCAGCUGCGCAUCUGCCGCGAUUGCCGCGGCAACGUGUAUCGCGCCUACCGCGAGCUCAAGGCCAGCAAAGCCGGCGUGCCCGGCACCGAGCUGGAGAUCUGCGAGGGGCACAGCCUCGGCCUAUCAGACGGCGUGGUCUCCCUCCACGGCGUCGGCAGCUCUGGCUUCUUUGAGCGCGCUGAGGAGGUGGAGGACUGCAAGGGGGCAGACGGGGAGCUUGGGGAUGGCUAUGAUGAGGGGGUGCGGCACGCUGAGACGCCAGAAUUGGCGCGGGAGGCGCUGGCGGACUGCGCAGUGCUCAUCUUCAAGGGGCAGGUGGAGGUGGCGUUCCGGGAGCAGACGGCUGGGCACAAUGCACUGCUGCUCUUUGUGCACCUGGCGCUGUCCAUGAUGGAGGAGCGGCUCACAAACGCCUUCAAGGAGCUCCGCGCCAAGGAGGCAGAGGCGGAGCUGCUGGAGCUGGUGGCCAAGGAUGAGAAGGACAAGGAGAGCAAGAAGGCGAAGAAGAAGGGCAAGAAGAAGGGGAAGGGGGAAGGCAAGGGGGAGCAGCUGCUGUGCGGCUGCGGGGCGGUCUGCGACGCGGCCUGCAGCGCCUCCAGCCAGCGCGCCGGCCGCCGCAGCUCCUCCAGCUCGCCCACCAGGGGUGCCUCGCCCGUGCGCGCCCCUCCGACGCCCCCGCCCGACGCCCCACCGCUCCCAAGCGAUGGCACCACUGUUGGGGCCGCUGGCGAUGGCAAGGAUGCGCCAGUGCGCAGCAAGCCGAGCCCCGGCAAGAGCUGCCCAAGGUCGCCUGCCAGGUCCACGCUGGGCGCGGAGCUCAUGUCACCGCGGCGGCCGCCCGCCAAGGCGGUAGCGCAGCAGCCAUCCCCGAUGGCGGCAGACGCGGCUGCCGGCUGGGAGACCAUACCGGCGGGCGGCAAAGGCCGUCGCGGCGGAGUGGCCGGCCCGCGCAAGGCCGUCCCGGUGCCAGAGCAGCGCGGCAGCUCACCGGAGGCGCCGCGGCGGCAGUCGCUGGGCGCCCGACCGGUUGCCCAGCCGGCUGCGGCAGGCGGCGGCAGCAGGCAGCAGGCGGUGCCUGUGCGUGCGUUACCCGUUACAGCCAGCCCCCACACGCACACGGCUGCGCCCAGGGCCAGCCCUGCUGCCCCUGUGCCAGAGCAGCGGGGUGCCGCUGAGGCUCCUGCUGUUCGGGCUCUGCCAGUGACCGCUCCCAAGGCCGCUCCAGUCAAGCUGGCAGCAGUGCUCACCUCUGGAGACCCCAUCAUUGCGCAGCAUUCGGCCAACGAUGUGGCGGAGGGUGGGCAUCUGCCCUUCUCGCUCUUCCACCACUCCCCGGUGAUUCAUCACUCGGGUCAUGUCAACAACAGCUCCACCUCCACUCCGACCAGCCAGAGUCAGUCAUCGUACACCCUGUUUGGCAGCGGGCCCGCUCAAGCCUUCUCUCCCCUGGCCCCCAUGCUACAUAGCGUGCGCUGA